UUUGUUGUCAAAAAUCCCCAUGCUGGAAGGAGAGCAAAUGUGGCCAUUUGGAGUCAAAAUCCUACAAAACAAUUAGUCACUUUGGUUAACGUUAGCGCGUAGACAUGGUCGGAAAGAUAAAGCACGUUCGCCAGAAGCUUCAUCAGGAGGCGGUGAAACUUAACGCGCCCGUUACAAGUCUGGAAAAGGCACCUGAACCUGCUCCGGAGAUCCGAAGCGGCUCACUUUUGUGUUGGAGCAAAACCAGCCGCCUGCAUCAGGGAGUCGGGGACGACAGCUCGAAGGACAGCAGGCAGGCAACGAGUUCCUUCCCGACUGCAGUCUUCGCUGGCACCAAGAUCCCCCCCGAGGCUCUGGUGCAAACGCUGAAGUUUGAGGACACGUCCGAUGUCGUGACCCGUGCAAAGAAAGGCCAAGAGGAGAAGAAGCUCAAGUCAAAGAAGGAAAAGAUGAAGGAGAGGAGAGAGCGCUGGCUCAACAAGAUCAGCUCCAUCAAGCAGGCGCGGGAGCAGCAGGUGGCCCAGGCCCGGCGGCAGGCCAUGCCCGUGGUUGGCGACAUGAGGCCCCUGGCCGAUGCCCUACCAGAGCUCUCCCAGCUCAUCACUCCGACUGCCACCGCCUCCGCUGCCCGCCGCAAGAACCGAAAAAACAAAGCGCCGGUGAAGAAGAAGCCCGAGCCGACUGACUUCAGCCUGAUGAAACAGUCACAGAAACGCAAGUUCUUGGAAACGGAGACCAGCCGGUUCAGCGAGGCAGCAAAGAGCCUCGCCUCCAAGACCAACCCGCUGGCGGACAUCGGCGAGCAGCUGAGGAAGAGGAUGAAGCAGGAGGAGGAGGAGCAGAACGACCCCAGCUAGCCCCACGGCGCCAGGCAUAAGUUACAAAAGAAACUUUACCAGCCCCUCCCCCCACUGCUUCUCCACUAUAUUUCAAAGGAGAAACUGUGAUACCAGAUACCCCCCCUUCACACCUCUCAACCCUCCAAAACGGCCAUCUGUUGAAAGGUACUGUGCACUGGAGCUGUGUCAUUUGUUAAAGGCGUAACAGGCGGCCACGUUUCUGUACAGCUGAUGAGCAAAAACUGUUUUCCUGUGCGUGUGUGCGUGUGUGUGUGUGUGUGUGUGUGUGUGCAUGGUACAACAAAUUACAAACGAAGAACUCUUAUCAUGUGGAUUAUUUCACUUUUCAGUUAUCUUAUUCACAUUUCGUAGGUAAUAAUAAAUUG
Messenger RNA from Lampris incognitus (smalleye Pacific opah), 1225 nucleotides. RefSeq names its product SLX9 ribosome biogenesis factor (gene slx9). The record is from RefSeq and is a predicted model, not a curated record. The transcript is spliced from 6 exons. Gene Ontology annotation, biological process: maturation of SSU-rRNA from tricistronic rRNA transcript (SSU-rRNA, 5.8S rRNA, LSU-rRNA). Lineage: Eukaryota; Metazoa; Chordata; Actinopteri; Lampriformes; Lampridae. Gene Ontology annotation, cellular component: nucleolus; 90S preribosome; preribosome, small subunit precursor. The coding region runs from base 105 to 857 and encodes 250 amino acids.